Molecule: messenger RNA, 360 nt
Organism: Entrophospora sp. SA101
Lineage: Eukaryota; Fungi; Glomeromycota; Glomeromycetes; Entrophosporales; Entrophosporaceae
Source: the annotation of a GenBank genome assembly
ACAUUGCCAAUUUUAGAAACUGGUAGAAUUGCUGUUAAAAAAAGAAAAAAAAUACCCAGGAAAAAUUUGGAUUCAAUAUUACAUGAUGAUACACUUAAUAUAAAACUUGAACCGACAGAUCCUAAUUAUAGGUUUCAAAAAGCCAUCAAUAGAAAGAUGAAAAAACUAGAAACAUUACUUUAUAGUGCUGAUAUUGAUAUGAGACUUGUACCUGAUCCUAGAUAUGAAAUAGUUAGAGAAUUUGUAGAAACAGAAUAUGAAAAAAAAUAUGAAAAUUUUCGAAGAACAGUCCUACCACCUUUACCAAGUUCUGCUUAUAAUAAUAAUCAUUAUGAUGUUGGUGAACAAAUAGAAUUUUGA